Messenger RNA from Alternaria incomplexa, 939 nucleotides. RefSeq lists its product as uncharacterized. The record is from RefSeq and is a predicted model, not a curated record. NCBI's taxonomy places the organism in Eukaryota, Fungi, Ascomycota, Dothideomycetes, Pleosporales, Pleosporaceae. The coding region runs from base 1 to 939 and encodes 312 amino acids. The transcript has a single exon.
AUGUCCAAGUCUAGAAUCGCCGUCUUCGGUGCCACAGGCAACCAAGGCAACUCUGUCGCCCGCACCAUCCUCACCGACCCCUCCCUCUCAGCCAUGUACAACGUUCGCGCUCUCUCGCGCUCUACCACCUCCCCCAAGAUGCAAGAGCUACAGUCUCUCGGUGCGGAGCUAUCUGCAGCCGACAUGGACGACCCCACGACGCUCCCAUCCGCCCUAGCAGGCUGCACGCACGUCUUUCUGAUAACAACAACGCAAUACACCGGCUUCACGCGCGAAGUCGAAACACGUCAAGCACGCGCCGUAUGCAGCGAAGCCAUCAAACAGGGCGUCAAAUACAUCAUCUUCAGCUCCAUGUCGCACCCGUUCAAGAUCAGCAACGGGAAGUUGAAGAACGUAGAGCAUUUUGACGACAAAGCUGAGAUCGAAGAGUAUAUCCGCGGUUUACCUGUGCAAAGCGCGUUCUUUGCUCCGGCAUCGUUUAUGCAAAAUUUCGAGGGCAUGAUGAAGCCCCGUCCUUCUCCUGCGAAUGAUGGUACGUUCGUACUGGGGGAUAUCUUGCCGGGCGAUACUCCUGUACCGUACAUCGACAUCACCGAGACGGGAAAAUGGGUUGGGGCUAUCCUUGCUGAACCAGACAAGUACGCAGGCAAAUUCUUUGCUGCAGCAGAGGCGUUCUAUACGCCAGAUGAGGUCGCCGAGAUCAUGAGCAAGGUGACGGGGAAGACAGUCAAGCAUGUUCAGCUUCCAGAUGAGGUAGUCAAGGGAUUUUUCCCGGAGGGGUUCCGGGAGCAGUUGUAUGAGAUGUUCGUGUUGAACAGGGAGUAUGGGUAUUAUGGCAAGGGGCAGAAGGUGGCGGUUCAGUGGGCGAAGGAGCAGGUCAAGGGGGAGUUGACGGGAGUGGAGGCGUUUUUGAGAAAGAACGGCUUGAAGUUGGAGUGA